Aphanomyces astaci is the source of this 891-nucleotide messenger RNA. RefSeq lists its product as hypothetical. Gene Ontology annotation, molecular function: nucleic acid binding. NCBI's taxonomy places the organism in Eukaryota, Oomycota, Saprolegniomycetes, Saprolegniales, Verrucalvaceae. The coding region runs from base 1 to 891 and encodes 296 amino acids. The record is from RefSeq and is a predicted model, not a curated record. The transcript has 3 exons.
AUGAAACCAUCGAUCAUCCUGCUUGGGGAGCAGAAUUGGGAUCAAUGGCGGACGUACAUUCGAGGUCGCCUCCUCACGAAGGGGCUGUGGUACGUCAUGGACGUCACCAAGAGCGGUGAUCGUCGGGUGGGCGAGUCAACCGAGGCAGCAAAGACACGCCUGCAGACGGAUAUGGACAAGGCCUAUGGGAUCAUCAUCGAAGGGAUCGAACCGUCCCAGUACCAAUAUGUCGAAGACGCGGUGACGGCCAUCGCCGCCUACAAGGCCCUCUCAGACCACCACAAGCCAAAGUCUAAGAUCGACAAGCUUGCCCUAUCAUCCGAGCUGCCGCCAGUGGCACGCAUGUUGGACUGUGUCCAUAUCGACGAAAAGUGGUUUUACAUCACCCAAGUCAACCGACGGUUCUAUCUUUGGCAUGAUGAGCCGCCACAACGAAAGGCCCAAUCAAAGCGUCACAUAACGAAGAUCAUGUUCCUUUGUGCCGUCGCCCGUCCUCGACAUGACAGUGCACACCGCAAGAUCUGGGACGGCAAGGUUGGGUUGUGGCCGUUUGUUGAGACCCAGUUGGCGAAACGUCGAAGCAAGAACCGUGAUCGUGGCACACCUGUUACCGUGCUGAUGACUGUCACCAAGCCAGUGUCGCCGUGGUGCGUUGAAGACGCGUUCGAGAAUCUUGCGUGGCGAGUUCUGGACAAGACGUUUAUGACUUUGCAAAAGGUCAUGGAAGAAGCAAUGAGGAGCAGUGGCGACAAUGUUUACAAGCUGCCUCACCUGAAGAAAGACAUUCAGUUCAAGACAGGGGUGACUGAGCUUCGUCCUUCGUGUGAUGAGGAUGUGCUUUUAGCUAUUGAGUCGAUGGAGAACCGCUUGAAAGACGAGCAGCGCCGGUGA